UGCGCUCUACAUUUUCUGCUGUCGCCUUAGUAACCAGAGCUGGCUUCCACUGCAGUUUUCCCUUCUUACAGGCCGGGGAGGGAAUCCACAACGCAGUAUGUUGUCCGUCUUGGACGCCCUGUGGGAGGACCGGGAUGUCCGCUUUGACAUAUCGCCCCAACAAAUGAAGAUGAGACCAGGAGAAGUUCUCAUAGACUGCUUGGAUUCUAUUGAAGAUACCAAGGGGAACAAUGGGGACAGAGGGAGGCUUUUAGUAACCAAUCUGAGAAUCCUUUGGCAUUCCAUAGCAUUGCCCAGAGUUAACCUAGCUGUUGGUUACAAUUGCAUAAUAAACAUUACCACGAGAACAGCCAACUCAAAAUUGCGGGGCCAGACGGAAGCACUCUACAUACUGACUAAAUGCAACAACACUCGCUUUGAGUUCAUAUUUACUAAUGUGGUACCGGGAAGUCCACGAUUGUUCACUUCAGUUAUUGCUGUACACAGAGCCUAUGAAACAUCUAAGAUGUAUCGAGAUCUCAAGCUAAGAGGCGCACUCAUCCAGAAUAAGCAACUGAGACUACUUCCCCGGGAACAGGUUUAUGACAAAAUCAACGGAGUGUGGAACUUAUCCAGUGACCAGGGCAACUUAGGAACGUUCUUUAUAACUAAUGUCAGAAUAGUUUGGCAUGCCAAUAUGAACGACAGUUUUAAUGUCAGCAUCCCUUACCUUCAAAUACGAUCCAUAAAGAUAAGAGACUCUAAGUUUGGCUUGGCUCUUGUGAUUGAAAGCUCCCAGCAGAGCGGCGGAUAUGUGCUCGGCUUUAAAAUUGACCCAGUAGAGAAGCUUCAGGAUUCUGUAAAGGAGAUCAAUUCACUGCACAGAGUCUACUCUGCAAGCCCCAUAUUUGGGGUAGAGUAUGAGAUGGAAGAAAAGCCCCAGGCCCUGGAGGAACUAACCGUUGAACAGGUUCAGGAUGAUGUGGAGAUAGAAGCUGAUGAGCACACAGACGCUUUUGUGGCCUAUUUUGCUGAUGGAAGCAAGCAACAAGAUCGUGAGCCAGUCUUUUCUGAAGAACUUGGCCUUGCCAUCGAGAAGCUAAAGGAUGGUUUCACUCUUCAAGGACUUUGGGACGUCAUGGCUUAAUUUUUUCUUUAAGAUCUUGUAAAAAAAAUAUAUAUAUUGAGAAAUCAUAAGAGGAUACCAGUUUUGUAUUUUGAGUUGUUAGAAAUGUUGUAAGAUUCUUUUUUAUUUUAAAACCCUAGCAGGCUAUACUGGUAUAUAUUCAUACAAAACUAUGACAAGCCCUUUGGGCAUGUUCACAUGGACAAAAUCAGCAUUUUUGAAGUGAAAACCUUUUCUCUCCAUUACUUCUUAGGAAUACUCUGUAAAAAAAAAUUGCGUGGUUUUGUGUUUUUUUUUGUCCUGGAAAAAUGGCGACUUGUCACUUUUUUGGUGAGAUUUUGUCUGUAAGCAGCUAAAAAAAAAAGUUUGUGUGCAUGGUGGCGUUGUUUUUGGUGCGAUACAGCACCAAAAACUGUGCCAAGAAAGGCUGUAAAGAAAAAAAUGGGGGAGAUUUAUCAAUACCUAGGAAGUUAUCGAUCUAAACCAAUUGCGAUAUCAUGGCCACGCCCCCUCAAAGCAAGUCUAUGGGAGGGGGCGUGAUGGCCGUCAUGCCCCCUCCCGUAGACUUGCAUUGAGGGGGCUUGGCUGUGAUGUAAUGAGGGGUGUGACCGAUCCCCGGAGCGUGAAAACAGGGUUCGGAACGUUUACUUCCGAAUGUUGGCCAGUGGAGUAUCCCUUUUUAUAGUCUACCAGAUCUACCAAUCUAUAUAUCUAUUCUCAUAUUAGAUAACCAGUAUUUGGGAAUCCAAACAGUAGUAAAAUUCUAUUUAUGUAUUUAUUAAACAUUUAAAAAAAAGUUUAUUAAAGGUUUAUUUAUUACAUGUUUUCCCAUGAGUUUUGGAAACACUGUUAAGCAAAAAUGACUACAAAUAUGGUCAAAAAACU
Messenger RNA from Hyla sarda, 1990 nucleotides. It is a transcript of the gene BBS5, whose product is annotated as Bardet-Biedl syndrome 5. Gene Ontology annotation, molecular function: phosphatidylinositol-3-phosphate binding. Gene Ontology annotation, cellular component: ciliary basal body; BBSome. The record is from RefSeq and is a predicted model, not a curated record. NCBI's taxonomy places the organism in Eukaryota, Metazoa, Chordata, Amphibia, Anura, Hylidae. The transcript is spliced from 12 exons. Gene Ontology annotation, biological process: intracellular transport; cilium assembly. Bases 98 to 1126 code for a protein of 342 amino acids.